Mercurialis annua (annual mercury) is the source of this 791-nucleotide messenger RNA. Its product is annotated as glycine-rich cell wall structural protein 2. The coding region runs from base 84 to 584 and encodes 166 amino acids. The record is from RefSeq and is a predicted model, not a curated record. NCBI's taxonomy places the organism in Eukaryota, Viridiplantae, Streptophyta, Magnoliopsida, Malpighiales, Euphorbiaceae. The transcript has a single exon.
GCCAAGCUCUUGCAUUUCUUGUAUAAAUCCAUCUUCACUACAAAGUUUUCACAAAUUUAUAUUCUGAUUAAAACAUCUUCAAAAUGGCAGCCUCUAAAUCUGCAGUUAUUAUUGCUUUGCUUCUCGCAAUUUCAAUAACAGUGUCCGAAUCCAGAGUUCAAAGAAAAGACCUCAGUCUUGACCUUGGUGGCAUAGGACUUGGUGUUGGGGCAGGUUUAGGCAUUGGUUUAGGCGGCGGCGGCAGUGGUUCAGGAGCUGGAGCCGGUUCAGGUUCUUCUGGCUCGAGUUCGAGCUCAAGCUCAGCUUCAUCCUCCUCUAGCUCGGGUUCAGGAUCAGGUGCAGGUUCUGAAGCUGGCUCAUCUGCAGGGUCACGGGCCGGAUCAGGAUCUGGUGGAAGUCAAGGACGUGGGUCUGGUCAAGGACGGGGUGGUGGUUCUGGAGGCGGUGGCGGUGGGGGAAGUGGAGGUGGCGGUGGGGGUGGCGGGGGAAGGGGAUCAGGAGGAGGAAAUGGAUCAGGGCAAGGUGAAGGGUACGGUGAAGGAUAUGGACAUGGUGAAGGCUAUGGGAGAGGUGAUGGCAACUGAGUGUAUUAGCAUGAAAUUAGAAAUAAAAGUGAUAUUAGUGAAAGAAUAGUGAUCAGAAUUAAUUAAUCACCACUCGCUGUAUUAUAAAAAUAAUAAUAGAAGUUUGUAAUUUUGUCUAGUUAAUGUACUUUAAUUUUGUUGUAUCAACAUUAAGAUUUAUGCUUGUGAUGAUCUAAUAAAUUAUUACAAUUGCUUUUGUAGUCUCAA